UGAUAAUUUUGUUUUUCGCUGUAACUUGUGGAUGCGUGUUGUGAAUUAUGAUCGCAAAAUCCAAUUUGCCAUGUUAUUUACGAUAGUAAAUAGUAUUAUUGAAUAAAGUAGAUGUAGUUUGUGUUAUAUAUAUGUGCAAUAAUAGUUGAAGUGCUAUCCAAGUGGAGCUGUUAAGGAAAUUGCUUGCCAUGGCGGGCCCGUCGGACGGGGACCCGGACGGCUGGGCCGAGUUCUGUGAGCGUCAGGCCAAGACCGCCGCGCAAGACUUCGCCCGGGCUUGCCUGCAGUAUGUAAACAGCACAGAGUCCACACAUCCAGCAGUCUCCCACAAAGACCUGUUGAAGAAAUUCGUAGAAUGUUUCUCAGAGCAUUUCGAGGCCGACUUUUGCAAGAUGAAAAUUCAGCAGAAGGUUCCAAACGGCACCCACGGACUGCAUGACGAGAGUGACUACUCGGAAGACGCGGAAUCACCUAAAACCCAACACAAGCCUUUCUUUAGAAGAUUGUCUUUCAAGGGGCUACGGAGAGGCAAAGGCUUGUUCCACAAACAGCACUCAGAUGAAGUAGAAUUAUCCUCUAAUUUAAAUAAGCAAAAUAAGACUAAACUAGCAAAGAUAGUGGUAGAGUGUAGAAAAGAAGGUUAUGUAAACUAUUUAACUCCCGAGAGUCUGGAGCAGCCGAGUGGGCCUCAGAAGUGGGAGAAAUGCCGACUUGCUCUCGUGAAGACUGUUGGAGGCUACAUGUUAGAGUUCUACUCUCCUCCCAAGUCACAGAAGCCACGGAGCGGUGUCUUUUGUUUCUUAAUAACAGAAGCUAGAGAAACUACAGCAUUAGAGAUGCCAGACCAUGAGAAUACAUUUGUAUUAAAGGCGGACAACAACAUGGAGUACGUAAUAGAGGCAGCGGACGUGGACGACAUGAAGUCCUGGCUGGCCACCAUCAAGUACUGCAUGCGGUCGCCGCCGACGUCGCAGCCGCCGCCGGACGCGCUGCCCGGCGCCCCCGAGCCCGCGCCGCCCGACCUGCCGCCCAGGAGGGACCUGCCCGGCAGCUCGAGUAAUGUGGACCUGACAACGGAUACGCCUGAGGAGGGAGAGCUAGGUUCAAUAGCCGAGGAGACCUCGUGCGAGGCGGGCUCGCGUAUCUCUCUCGCCGAGUGGCCGUGGUUCCACGGGACGCUCGCGCGCGCGGCCGCCGCGGCGUGCGUGCUGGCCGGCGGGCCCAGCGCGCACGGCUGCUACCUGGUCAGGCAGAGCGAGACGAGGAGGGGGGAGUAUGUGCUCACCUUCAACUUCCAGGGCCGAGCGAAACACCUCCGCAUGACGCUGAGCGAGAUGGGCCAGUGCCGCGUGCAGCACCUGUGGUUCCCGAACGUGCACGACAUGCUGGAACACUUCCGCGCGCACCCCAUCCCGCUGGAGUCGGGCGGCGCGGCCGACGUCACGCUCACCGAGUACGUGGUCAGCCCCGACACGGCGCGGCAACAAUUGGGCGUAACGCACGGCAGCGACGUGCGCAUGCGCCGCGCCGAGCUGGAGGCUCUGCUGGCGGCCAGCGGCGGCGGCGACCUGCGCGCCGUCGACAACCAGUACAGCUUCGUGUAGACUACGGCUACAUACGGUUACUUACGGUACAAGAGUAGCACG
This is a messenger RNA of Plutella xylostella (diamondback moth), 1646 nucleotides long. It is a transcript of the gene Lnk, whose product is annotated as SH2B adapter-like protein Lnk. The record is from RefSeq and is a predicted model, not a curated record. Gene Ontology annotation, cellular component: plasma membrane. Gene Ontology annotation, molecular function: transmembrane receptor protein tyrosine kinase adaptor activity. NCBI's taxonomy places the organism in Eukaryota, Metazoa, Arthropoda, Insecta, Lepidoptera, Plutellidae. Gene Ontology annotation, biological process: intracellular signal transduction.